UCCUUGUCUUCUCCUGUCUUUCUCCAUUUUCACUCUGCUUUUGGCAUAAAACAGAGCAUCCUCUGUUUCAGUUCUUUAGUUUCAGCUUAAUCCAUCCAUGACAUUCUGAAUCUGAAUUUGGCCUCUUUGAGCUCAAAUGGGUUGUUGCGUAAGUACCGGCAGAGCUUCUUCUGAUGGAAAAGGUUGGCAUUUUCCGGCGGGACAAGAGUCUUUUCACCAGAAACCUACUCUUGAGAACAGAGCACCGCCGCCUUCGUUUGAAGAAGAAACAGUGAAAGAGGUACUUUCCGAGAUCUCGAAGCACAAAACAACACCGCUGUCCGUGUCCCGAGUAGAACUGGAGAACCAGAAGCCUCAGGAACAGAAACCGGCUGUUGAGAAAAUCCCAGAAGAAGAAAUCACCAGCUUCAACAAGACGCCCCUGAAGUCUCCGACGAGUACCAACAGGAGCACCGUCAUUGACGAUUCGGUGUCCGAGGAUGUGUCGGAGAUUUGUAGCUUGAGCGAGAGCGUAUCGACGACGACAGUCACGGACAGGAGAGACGACGAACUGGAAGUGAGGCAGAGGGUGUUCAGAUCUCCGGCGAGAAUGGAGCCCAGAACCCGGGAUUCGGUGCCCAGGCGAGACAGGGUCGUGGGUCGAUCCCCAACCAAGAGAAUCGACCAAUCACCAGGGAAAAGAAACGGCGCCAUUACCAGCGGUACGGUGAGAAGGGUCCAAAGCAGGGAACCAGGUCAAGCCGCGGUGAGACGCGGGUCAAGACCAACCCCAACGAGGAGGGACCCAGGUGAGAGCUCCGGGAGAAGGUCAAGGUCGCCGGCGGUGAAUAGAUCCACAAUGGGUCGAAGCCCGUCCGCUAAGCGGGUGAACCGGUCUCCCGGUCGAGUCAGGACUGAACCAGGAGAGAUUGGCAAUAGCAAAAGAGUGGAGGAGAAUAUUAAUUUGGAGGGAAAAUGGCCAAAUGCCCAUAAUUCUGCCCCAAAUAGCACUCCAAAUGAAUCCCUUGAAAAUCCACUUGUGUCCCUUGAAUGUUUCAUCUUUCUUUAAAGAGAAAGCAUUUAACUUUGUCUUAAUUAUGAAAUUUCUCUCUUUUUUAAAUGAAAAAUUGUUUUACAA
Rubroshorea leprosula is the source of this 1117-nucleotide messenger RNA. The record is from the annotation of a GenBank genome assembly. Lineage: Eukaryota; Viridiplantae; Streptophyta; Magnoliopsida; Malvales; Dipterocarpaceae.